Molecule: messenger RNA, 775 nt
Organism: Anastrepha ludens (Mexican fruit fly)
Lineage: Eukaryota; Metazoa; Arthropoda; Insecta; Diptera; Tephritidae
Exons: 3
Coding region: 1-702 (233 amino acids)
Source: RefSeq, a predicted model, not a curated record
AUGGCUCCGCAAGCCGGCUCCUUUGGAGAUAUGAAACUUUUCAUUGCCACAUGUUUGGCUCUGCUGGCUUGUGCGGCUGCUGACGUCUCCCACCUGGGCGGUGGCUACAAUUAUCCUGCUCCGAUACAUAUAGAUGUGCGUUCGCAACCAAUUGUACCACAAAACAGCUACGUUCCACCACCGCCACCAGCGCCAGCACCAUCCCAGGGUUACAGCUAUCCCGCGCCAGUUCAUGAGGCUGUGAAAUCGCAACCAAUCGCUCCACAAAACAGCUACGUUCCACCACCAGCGCCAGCCCCGUCCCAGGGUUACAGCUAUCCAGCUCCAGUGCAUGAGGCCGUGAAAUCGCAACCAAUUGUACCACAAAACAGCUACGUUCCACCUCCACCACCAGCGCCAGCCCCGUCCCAGGGUUACAGCUAUCCAGCUCCGGUUCAUGAGGCUGUGAAAUCGCAACCAAUUGUACCACAAAACAGCUACGUUCCACCACCACCGCCACCAGCGCCAGCGCCAGCACCAUCCCAGGGUUACAGCUAUCCAGCUCCAGGCUAUAGUUAUCCAGCUCCAGUACACCACGAAAUUAAAUCGGAACCUAUUGUCCCACAAAACACUUACAUUCCACCUUCAGCUUCACUCCAUCAGGAUGGCUACCAUUAUAAAACCGCUCGUCGAGUUGUUUACAGACGCCGUUUCCGAAUUUAAAAUGUUCAAAUCUUCUAUGAAUGUUGUUGACUGAUUUUGUUUUGAAAAUCCCACUAAAACGUAAUAAAUUUUG